AUGUCAUCCAGACAGGUCGUGAAGAAGAUAUUUGCAAAUUUUGAGAAUAGUAACGAUGGUGUCAUUAGACAAGGAAUUACCAAGAGUGACCAUGAGUUACUGGACCCGUUCGUGUCGCUUGCUGAAUUUUCUGUUUCACCUCCAGGUGGAUUCCGAGAUCAUCCUCAUAGAGGUUUUGAGAGUGUUACAUACAUGUUAGAGGGAGGCCUCAUUCACCAAGACUUCAAUGGUAACAAGGGUACAGUCCAUGAAGGAGAUGUUCUGUGGACGACAGCAGGAAGAGGAAUCAUUCAUUCUGAAAUGCCUAAAGAACACACUAACAUUGGCUUACAGCUUUGGGUCAACCUCCCUUCAAGUGACAAAAUGAUCGACCCAGCAAACGUAGAAAUAUCGAGUUCUGAGAUGCCAGUAGCAUAUGAAGAAGGAGUAGAGGUCAAAGUCAUAGCAGGAGUGUCAAUGGGAGUCCAAUCUCCUUUCUACACAAGGACACCAAUCAUGUUCCUUGACAUAAUUCUCCAGCCAAGGUCUCAAACUCACCAGACUAUUCCGGAGACGUGGACCGCCUUUGCAUACGUUUUAGAUGGCAAUGAAGGCGUGUUUGGGUCCUCAGACUCUUAUGCAGUGCAAGCACACACUCUUGUGGUGUUUGGAACAGGAGAUGAAGUUAGCGUGUGGAAUACGUCAAACUAUAGGCCGUUGAGGUUCUUGUUGAUUGCAGGAGAACCGAUUGGGGAGUCUGUGGUUCAACACGGGCCAUUUGUGAUGAACACACAAGCUGAGAUUGAUAGGACCAUAUGGGACUAUCGCAAUGGCCAGAAUGGCUUUGAGAUGGCUAUUAAGUACUGGAGGUCAGAAUGA
This is a messenger RNA of Brassica oleracea var. oleracea, 858 nucleotides long. Its product is annotated as putative pirin-like protein At3g59260. The record is from RefSeq and is a predicted model, not a curated record. Lineage: Eukaryota; Viridiplantae; Streptophyta; Magnoliopsida; Brassicales; Brassicaceae.